This is a messenger RNA of Neopelma chrysocephalum (saffron-crested tyrant-manakin), 2191 nucleotides long. RefSeq names its product transmembrane protein 115 (gene TMEM115). Gene Ontology annotation, cellular component: membrane; Golgi apparatus. The transcript has 2 exons. The record is from RefSeq and is a predicted model, not a curated record. The coding region runs from base 169 to 1224 and encodes 351 amino acids. Gene Ontology annotation, biological process: retrograde vesicle-mediated transport, Golgi to endoplasmic reticulum. Lineage: Eukaryota; Metazoa; Chordata; Aves; Passeriformes; Pipridae.
UUUGUCCGCGCCCGGCCUGUCCCAGCAGCGGGGCUGAGCGCGGCCCGGCCCGGGCGGAGCGGCGGCGGCACCGGCAGCGGCACCGGGAGGGCGCGGGGGGGAGGCGGGCGGGGUGGGGGGCCCGGACAGCCCCCGCGGGGCCGCCCCGUCCCGCCCGCGGGGCCGAAGAUGCGGCGGUACCUGCCGGUGGCCCGGCAGCACUUUCUGGCGGCACUGGCCGGCACCAGCGUGGUGGUGAAGUCGCUGAGCGCGGCCGCGGUGCUGCUGUACCUACUCUCCUUCGGGCUGGACACGGCCUACGGGCUGGCGGUGACGCCGGGCUACCUGCUGCCCCCCAACUUCUGGGUGUGGACGCUGCUGACGCACGGGCUGGUGGAGCAGCGCGCCUGGGGGCUGGCGGCCGCGCUGGCCACGCUGGGGGCGGCGGGGCGGCUGCUGGAGCCCCUCUGGGGAGCCCUGGAGCUACUCGUCUUCUUCGCCGUGGUGAACAUCUCCGUGGGGCUCCUGGCGGCCCUCGCCUACUUCCUCACCUACGUGGCCUCCUUCCAUCUCGACUACCUGUUCGCCGUGCGCAUCCACGGCGGGCUGGGCUUCCUCGGCGGGGUCCUGGUGGCCCUCAAGCAGACGAUGGGGGACAGCACCGUGCUGAAGGUGCCUCAGGUCAGGAUGAAGGCUGUCCCCAUGCUCCUGCUCCUCCUCCUGACUCUGCUGCGGCUCGCUGCCCUCGUCGAGAGCAAUGUACUGGCCUCGUACGGCUUCGGGCUCCUCUCCAGCUGGGUCUAUCUCCGCUUCUACCAGCGGCACAGUAGAGGCCGCGGAGACAUGUCUGACCACUUCGCCUUCGCCACUUUCUUCCCCGAGAUCCUGCAGCCCGUGGUGGGUCUGGUGGCCAACCUGGUGCACGGCGUCCUGGUGAAGGUGAGGGUGUGCCGCAAGACCGUCAAGCGCUACGACGUGGGCGCCCCGUCCUCCAUCACCAUCAGCCUGCCGGGCACGGACCCCCAGGACGCCGAGAGGAGAAGGCAGCUGGCCCUGAAGGCUCUGAACGAGCGGCUGAAGCGCGUGGAGGACCAGUCGGCCUGGCCCAGCAUGGAGGAUGAGGAGGAGGAGGCAGCGGCGGCCAAGGCUGACACCCCACUGCUGCCCGACCCCGGCGCGGCUGGCAAGAGCCCCGGCCAGGAGUCCAACCUCAUCAGCUUCCAGGAUGCCCCGGCCCAGCUGUGACCGGCCCCCUUCCCGCCCUGUCUCCCUUGGAGAGCUGCUAAUCCCCCUUGUAUCCCGCACGGCUGGGAGCGGGGACUCCUCCCGUGGCACAGGCAGGGGGACACCUCAUUCCAGCAACGCUUUGCUGCUGCUCGCGGCCAGCACCAGGCACCCGGGACGGUGACACUGCCGCCACCGCGAGGACAGGGAUUGCUGGAGCCGCUCCCCUCGGCGCGGGCCGGGCCGUGGAGUCAGAACAGUCAGCGGGGGCUAUCCCGGGACAGGGACACGGGGCUGAUCCCCACCCCAACGCCGCUGCGCUCGCCCUUGUGGGAUAGAAGUCAGCUUUUCCUCUGUGCCAGGGCUUGGCCAGAGCACUCAACACUUAUUUCCUCCCUUCUGAAGGUAGUUUUGUCCUGAACUGAGGGAAUGGGAAGGCUGGUGGGUUUCUUUUCCAGAUGUCUUUCCCAUGGGGAGCCUCCCACCACCCUGGGCAGGGAGGACAGGCCACUGGUCAGGAAGGGGCCUCCCAGCCCCUCACAGCAGUGGUCCAGCACUGCCAGCUCCAGGCUUUCUGCAGUGGGGAUUCUCUGCUCCUCCCUCUCCUGCCCCCCUCCCCCUGCGAGGAGCCGGUGCCCUUGGCUGCUCCCCGGCUAAUCCGUUUGUCAGAUUACACUAGAAGCUGGAAUUAAAUUUUUAUGGUGGAGCUCUCGCUGCUUCCUCCAGCAGCAGGUUUUCUUUCCUGCAGGUAGAAUAUGGGCUCCCCCCUUCUCUUUCCCUCCCUCUGUGUUGGUGGUUUUUUUUUUCCUGAAUGGAGAGGAUGCUCCCUGCGACAGCCUCCUCACAGCUCCUGAUCCAGCGGGCAAUUCCCAGCCCGGGAUGCAGGUCAGCGGUGUCGUGAUUAUUUUUUUAAAGGACCACACGAGAAGGUUUUGUCAAACGGGAAGAACACGGACGUUUGGGUAUCAAUAAAGAGUUCUUUGAAAGA